CAAUCUUCGGACGAAGCGACUUUAUCAAUUGUCAUGUAGAUAAACCCCCGUUGCAGUACGAACGACGUCGCUGCAUCUUCAACCUUUGGACAUCGGUAGGUGAUUAACAAGAUGGAGACCGGGAGGAGGUUUUUAUUACGGUGUUGGAUUACAGCAGUACUGUUCUUGGUCGUCGCGGCGGACCCUCCGCUCCACGGGCUGGAAAAGAGUGUGUGUGACCCCGCAACAUUAACCAACAAUGGAAUCAAAUCGAAGCCGACAUUACCAAACACGUACAGUGUUAAGGUAGAGUGUAACUUCAAGGACAAGAACCAAACGAUAGACAUGUCCGAGUACUACGACUACCCCAACCAGCGGGCCGCCGUGUUCGAGGACGAGCUAGGCUUCCACGCCCAGGGAAUCUACUCAUACAACACAAACGAGUUCUUCUUUCUAGAGGACCAAUUGCAACAAUGCACCGUGUCACAGUUAUCCUCUGACAAAUCAGAUAACUGGUUAUUUGGUUACAACACCGGAAGUACCAAUCCCAACGCCCCGAAAAUGUACAGUGCAUACGGGGCCCUCCACUUCGGCGGGAACCAGACGGAACAGUACAUGGGCACCACCACAGUCCGGGGCAUGCUGGUCGACCAAUGGCAGUCCUGUCUGUACUGGCCCAACAUGGACGCCACCAUGACCGUUAAUUGGUAUUUUACAGUGGACGGUUGGGACACCGCCAUACAAUCACGUGUUCCAGUCCGCGCCACAGUGGUGGGUAAAAUCUACGAACCAAACUUCAGUAACGGCCGCACCCCCCGGGCCAUCAACCACACGUACGAGUUUGCCGAGUUCAGGGGUCAGUUUCCAGACUAUGUAGACCCGACCCAUUUAUUUGAGACGCCGUCUGGGUAUGUGUGUCCAGGCAGAAAGAACAUGAAGCCACUACCGACCCCGUCAAACUACUUCAGAUUUACGUCUGAAAUUCUGGACCCAAACCAAAAAACCAUUGGAUUCAUCAAAGAAUGGUAUGACUACAACAUGAGCUUGGUGCGAUACGACUACAAACCUAACCCCAUCAACGUGGUCAACUUUGGUCUGGACACGCUCUCAGAGGUCCACGACUGGAACGAGGGCGUGGCGUACCGGAUGGACAAGAUGCGCGGUAAUUGUUCCGUGACGCCUAUCGCUGGUAGUGACUUUGACGCUCACUCCCUUGACGCUACCACCGUCAGAAUCCGGACGGCAAAGGAGUUCUUUUACUUCGACAAGACUCAGUAUGCAUACGAAGGAGUUAAAAAGGCUCGUGGUAUUGAUUGUAACGUAUGGAUCGCCACAAGAAAUGACUGGCCGUCCACGGGACCCGUCAAUAGCACGUGGGAGUGGUACUUUGCUGUGAACGACUGGAUACAAAGUACGGGUCAUACUUACGAUUUUGGGAUGCCGAUCCAGAUGAGACUAACCACCAGUGACCUUUCCUAUAUAUACAACAUAUACGACUACGAUGAGGAGCAGCCCAGUAUAUUUGACUUUGACAUUUCAUCCUGCUUCAACUACACACAGAAGCAGGACUUCACCUUCAAGAUAAACGCUGAUUAUCAUACAACCGUCGCCAAAAACCUGCAGCUUUUCAAGUAUGAAGUUCUCCUUACUGUGCACAAGUGGACAAAUCUAUCCCCUCUCAGAAUCCAGAACAUACAGGUUGAUUACGACACAACCAGUGUGAUUGUGAGAGUGACAGCGCUAGGGGGCUCUCCGAUACAAGGUGAUGUCCCAAAUCCAAAGGCACAGGUUGACCUCAAUCAAGCAGCUACAAUGUUGAAUGACGCAAUUAACAAAGGUUCAUUCCAAAUACCUGUUGAUGUCACCAAUAUUCAAAACCCCAUCUUUCUGACCGCCGUCCCAUACACCCUCAGUAGCAGUCAGUACCAGAGUGUACCGGAAUAUUACGUGGCACCACCUCCCGCCAAAACCACGUACUCUGCAGGUCAGAUGGCCGGCCUCGGGAUCGGCAUGCUGGUGCUCGCCUUCGCCCUGGUCUUUGUGUCUCUGACUGUUUACUUUAAGAAAUUCCGUGCUACUGGCUCAGUGCAAAGUUCCAUGGAAAAUCCUACCUACAGCAAGGAGUAGGAACAUCAUUUCGUCACACACAAUAAAGACUACGCCACACAUUUUGGAUCUGUGAAAGUUUUGUGUAUCUCCAAACUAUAUACCACUUUCUGGACCAAGCUAAAUGAAUACAAUCAUUGCUUUUACAUGGAGACACGGGGUUAUAUGUAUACACGACACUACUUGAUUCUCCUAUUCCAGCACACUUUUACAUCCGUGAGUGUGUAUAUAUGUAUGUAUUUAUGUAUUGUGUUUUGGUUCUGUACGUAUUUGUGAAUAAACCUUUACAUUA
Messenger RNA from Magallana angulata, 2377 nucleotides. RefSeq lists its product as uncharacterized. NCBI's taxonomy places the organism in Eukaryota, Metazoa, Mollusca, Bivalvia, Ostreida, Ostreidae. The record is from RefSeq and is a predicted model, not a curated record. The transcript has 15 exons. The coding region runs from base 112 to 2106 and encodes 664 amino acids.